GUUCAACCUGGUGUUGUUCUAAUCUUCCUUCAACCGAGUUCACGACCGAACCGCCCAUUGCACGUUAGAACCUUAUGUACCUCAAUGGUUAGAAAUCAUGUUUGCUUUUGUCAAAUUGUGAGAAGCUCUUCAACUGUUGAAAUAUAUUAAAAUGGCUGAUGAAGACAAGCUUCAGCCGUUAAUGUUUCUUAUGACCUAUAUGCUGAUGAAGCGCCGAAGAGACAUAAACAACGCGGAUACACAGAGACUCAAUGAGGUGAAGAGACGUAUCCGCCACAGACAAUACUUCUUCCAAAGACAGAGGCGAAUGCUCAUGAUGCUGACAGCUCGAGACGUGCGCUGCAGCUGUGACAUCCGUACUCGACCCUGGACCAGCACGGAGUGCACUGAUUGGUGGGAGCGGGUAGUGAUGACUGAGUUCCAGCCCUCUGAUUGGCUGGAGAAGUUCCGCAUGAGCCGGGAGACCUUCUUCUUCCUGUGUGGCAAGCUGAAACCCCGCCUGGCUCGCCAGGACACCCACUUCCGCCGGGCGCUUCCGCUGGAGAAGCGUGUGGCGGUUGCCCUGUGGCGGCUGGCGUCCAACAUUGAGUACCGCACCAUCAGUGGGCUGUUUGGCGUGGGCAGCUCCACGGUGUGUAAGUGUGUGAGGGACGUGUGUCACGCCAUUGUCACACUACUCCGGCCCGUCUACCUAUGCUCGCCCAGCAUACAGGAAGUAGAAGACUCUGCACGUCACUUCCUAUCUCGCUGGGGCUUCCCUCACUGCGUGGGCGCCGUGGCAACCCUCCACACUGCCAUCCUCACGCCGUCCGCUAACGUGGACAACUACGCCAACGCAGACGGGUGGCUCUCUGUGGUCUCCCAGGUGGCUGUGAACGGGCUGGGUCAGUUCUGGGACGUCUGUGCUGGUUUCCCUGGCAGCACUGAGCCGACAGCCAUCUUGCAGAACUCAGCACUUUGGGCGUCGGCCUCUGAGGGCGUGCUGUCACCUGACCCACCCCCGAGCUUCAUGGGAAAACCCCUGAGAUAUGUGUUGUUGGGGGAGUCAGGGUACCCCCUCCAGCCCUGGCUGAUGAAGGCCUAUUCCAAGAAGAAGGAGGAGGAUGAUGUGGAGGAGGAGGAAGGGGGGCACGCGGAGGCCCGGAGGGCCUUCAACCAGCGAUUUGUGCGGGCGUGGCGUGGGGCGGCAACGGCGCUUCUCCGCCUGCGGGCGCGCUGGCAAUGCCUGAGCAAGAGGAACGACUGCAGCCUGGACGUGGUGCCCACCAUGAUCCUGGCCUGCUGCAUCCUGCAUAACGUGUGUGAGGCCCAUGGAGAUUUGUUCCGGGGGGAAUGGCAUGGUGAGGUGACCAAGGGUGAGAACCCCCAGCCUGGUCACACUGCGGGACACGCCCCCUCUCCCUCUGGAACUUCAGACCACCUCCAGGGUGAGGAGGUCAGAAAAUUGUUCUGUCACUACUUCCAGCAGUCACAACUACAACAACAGGACUAAUGGAAUGGACAGUGUUGUGAUGGGGAAAGAGGGGGAAAAAAAUCUAGAAUUCUCCACAAGAUUCUCACGACUGUAUACAUGGCCCUGGCCAGCAUUCCAGUUACUGUCCCUACAAUCUCUAUCAGCCUGCAUUCAUAAAGCAUCUCAGAAUAGUAGGUAGUGCUGAUCUAAGAUCAGCUUGGCCUUUUUAGAUCAUAGUGAACAAGAUUAUGGACAGGGGGGACCUGAUCCUAGAUCUGCACUCCUAUUCUGAGAUACUUUCUCUCUCUCGUGCAACUCCUCUCUGUUCUGUUACUGUUUUUGGGGGGUUUUGUUCUCUCGUAGGUUGUUAGUGUGUCUAAAUAGUUGUGUAGCUCAGUGAUCAUGUGCAUAUGGGGUAUAUAGUCAUGCUUUUUAUUGAUGCAUAAUACAAGUUACAUCUUCUGUUCUGUCUGUCACUACAUUUGUAUCUACGGUUACACUGACAUUGUUCUAUGCCCCGAUUUAAACAAGAAAAAAAAUAUAACAUUGUUCCAGCUACCUAGUACAUACACUGCACUUUUUGUAGCUGUAAAUAAGAUCUACUGUCUCCAAUCUCCUACUCUUCCUCUACUGGAAGAAGUCCUAGGGGAAACACUUCCAGCUGACAGAGCUGCCCUCUUAGCAGAGAAUGUGGACAUUCUUGUCUUUCUGAAAAAUAACUUUCAAAUAGAAUGACUGUCACUGAAUAUAAGCUGAAGGUGAGCAGGCUUAAAAUGCAUUCGGAAAGUAUUCAAAUCUCUCUACUUUUGACACAUUUUGUUACAUUGCAGCCUUAUUUUAAAAUAAAUAUAUAAUAAUUAUUCUCAUCAAUCUACACACAAUACCCCAUAAUGACAAAGCGAAAAUGUUUUUUUCUGAAUGUUUAUUUAUUUAUUACGAAUAAAAAACAGAAAUACCUUACAUAAGUAUUCAGACCCUUUGCUAUGAGACUUGAAAUUGAACUCAGGUGCAUCCUGUUUCCAUUGAUCAUCCUUGAGAUGUUUCUACAACUUGAUUGGAGUCCAGCUGUGGUAAAUUCAAUUGAUUGGAUAUGAUUUGGAUAAGCACACAGUUGACAGUGCAUGUCAGAGCAAAAACCAAGCCAUGAGGUCGAAGGAAUUGUCCUUACAGCUCCGAGACAGGAUUGUGUCGCGGCACAGAUCUAGAGAAGAGUACAAAAAAAUGUCUGCAGACUUGAAAGUCCCCAAGAACACAGUGGCCUCCAUCAUUCUUAAAUUAAAGAAGUUUGGAACCACCAAGACUCUUCCCAGAGCUGACCACCCGGCCAAACUGAGCAAUCGGGGGAGAAGGGCAUUGGUCAGGGAGGUGACCGAGAGCCCGAUGGUCACUCUGACAAAGCUCCAGAGUUCCUCUGUGGAGAUAGGAGAACCUUCCAGAAGGACAACCAUCUCUGCAGCACUCCAACAAUCAGGCCUUUAUGGUAGAGUGGCUAUACAGAAGCAACACCUCAGUAAAAGGCACAUGACAGCCCACUUGGAGUUUGCCAAAAGGCACCUAAAGGACUCAGACCAUGAGAAACGAGAUUCUCUGAUCUGAUGAAACCAAGAUGCAACUUUGGCCUGAAAGCCAAGCAUCAAAUCUGGAAGAAACCUGGCCCCAUCCCUACAGUGGAGCAUGGUGGUGGUGGCAGCAUCAUGCUGUGGGGAUGUUUUUCAGCGGCAGGGACUGGGAGACUAGUCAGGAUUGAGGGAAAGAUGAACGGAGCAAAGUACAGAGAGAUCCUUGAUGAAAACCUGCUCCAGAGCAUUCAGACUGGGGCAAAGGUUCACCUUCCAACAGAACAGCAACCCUAGGCACAUAGUCUCUGAAUAUCCUUGAGUGGCACAGCCAGAGCCCGGACUUGAACCCGUAUUGUGCGUAGAUUGAUGAAAGGAAAACAUAAUUAAAUUACAUUUUUAAUAAGGCUGUAACGUAGCAAAAUGUGGAAAAAGUCAAGGGGCUUGAAAACUUUCCGUAUGUGCUGGUGAUUUGAAUUGAUUAUUGUCUGCUGCAGUUAAAUGUAUGUUGUAAUGAACAUGAUUUCCCUUCUGCGCCGAACACCCGUUAUACCCCUAGACAAGACCUUUUUACAACAUUUUAGUAAUUAGCAGACGCUCUUAUCCAGAGUGACAUACAAUAGCAAUUAGGGUUAAGUGCCUUGCUCAAGGGCAGAUCAACAUAUUUUUCACCUAGUCGGUUCAGGGAUUCUAACCAGCAACCUUUCUGUUACUGGGACAACUCUUAACUGCUAGGCUACCAUCCAUCUUUAACCCAGCUGCAGACUGGCUUCACAGGGCGAUAAAUAAGGGGGAUCCUCCCCACUGGCGUCGUGAAACUCAGGACCCCACUAGAACCAAUGAGAGUUCUCCUGGUGCAGCCUGGCCUGCAGGCCGGGAUUCAGGAGCACUGAGGUGUCGUAGCUCUCAGGGGCCCCGCCCCUGACCACGGUGUAGUCCAGCCUCUCUUGUUCUUAUAAAGCACCACUGGUCCAGGAGCCUUCUGGAGAUGUCCGUCCAUCUGAUCUGGGCUCUCCCUCUCUGUGUGCUCUUUGUUUCCAGCUUCAGCCUGACAGUUGUUGCUCAUUACCUCAGCACCCUGCAGUCCACCGUACGGACAACUGAAAUCCUCUCCACCGAAUACAAAAAUCAGCAGCAGUGCUAUCCCUGCUGAGGCACCCCAGCUGACUCACAUCUCUUUUGUAGCAGCUUCGGAUUUCACCUGGCGUCAUUCCAGGGAGUUCCCGGAAUCUUUGGAUCUCCCCUAGGAGGUUGUGUGUGACCUCAUAGGUGUUCCGUGGGUUGUAUGCAAUUUCUUGUGGGUGGCUGUAUGGAUGGUUCUGUGUUAUGUAGAGCUUGUCCACUCUGAAUCCCAUAUAGCCUUGCUGUCUGACUCUGCAUACAACUCGGUCUCUUGUUGUCCCUAGAAUCCAGGGAGUUGUAGCAGCGUUUAGUGACAUAAGCAAGAAGUGCUUUGUUGUGGUUGCCACUGUGGUUGAGAUUUCCCAGUGUGUCGUAUUCAUCCCCGUCUGGAUAAGGUAACAUAUGUUCAUAGUUGUAAUAGUGAUGAAAGCCGUAGUCUCCCCUGUUUGGUUCGAAGGGGGGGACUUGCCAUUGUUGUCGAAGGCGAUAUUGUGAGUGAACAAGUGCAGCAGCGUGAGACGGUGGCGAGGGGACAACCAAAGUCAACGUAGACUUUGGUUGUCCCUUCCCUCACUACGGCCUCACGCUGCUGCACUUUUAAAGCUCCUGCUGUUCAUGAGGUCUCUGAUUAGAUUGAGCAGAUAAGAAUUCCUCUUUCCAGGGUCAAAAGUGAAGUGUCUAUGUCUAAGUCAUAAAACUUUGGCAAACACUCCUUCUUUAGAUUUACUGGGUGGCAGGCUUUUACUCCAACCCUUCUCUAACAAUCAGCGGCUCAUCAGGACCUUUAGGUUUGGCCACCAAUGGUGGAAGGAAACCAAGUCGAUGAGAGAUUUCUGCGAUAGUGUACUGUGGGUAUGCAGUUGAGUUACGUUCUCUAAUCUCCCAUUUCUCUAACCCACUCAACCCCCAAACCUAGUGGCCUAUCAGAGCCGAACUAGGUGCAACUCCUUUGCCCACGAGGCCCUGCACGAUAGUCCUAGAGGGUUGCUACAAUACAAACAAAUAUAUAAAGACAUAGAAACUAUAUAGAAACUAUAAUACCGGUACCCUGAAUGUCUUACCUUGUUUAUGUCUGCAGCAGGCUUGUAAGUGAAGUGAGGAGACGACUGACUGAGCCUAUUGACUCUGUGUUGUUUGACUUUGUCCUCUCUUUAGCUGUAGCCUCCCUCUCAACCCUCAACAGGGUCGUCACUAGUUACCUACUUCUAAAAUGUAUCUUCUGAAUAAAAUGUGAUUUUAAACCUAACCUUAAUCAUCUGCUAAACGUAUGCCUAACCUUAAAUUAUGAUCAAAAAUAUUAUUUUAGUUUUCAGGAAUGUUUAUGAUAUAACCAAACUACAGACAUAGACAGAUUAAUACUUUGUGGCUGUGCUAUUUAGUGGAAACCCCUCAACAGUCGCCUCAGAAUGGAAAGGGAAUGUGAUCUACGCUUGGAAAGUGAAACUCAAACUCCCACUUCUUUCUAGUGAUGUGUAUCCCAUCAUACCCAGGUCCCAUACCCAUCAUUGUAUCCCAUCAUACCCAGGUCCCAUACCCAUCAUUGUAUCCCAUCAUACCCAGGUCCCAUACCCAUCAUUGUAUCCCAUCAUACCCAGGUCCCAUACCCAUCAUUGUAUCCCAUCAUACCCAGGUCCCAUACCCAUCAUUGUAUCCCAUCAUACCCAGGUCCCAUACCCAUCAUUGUAUCCCAUCAUACCCAGGUCCCAUACCCAUCAUUGUAUCCCAUCAUACCCAGGUCCCAUACCCAUCAUUGUAUCCCAUCAUACCCAGGUCCCAUACCCAUCAUUGUAUCCCAUCAUACCCAGGUCCCAUACCCAUCAUUGUAUCCCAUCAUACCCAGGUCCCAUACCCAUCAUUGUAUCCCAUCAUACCCAGGUCCCAUACCCAUCAUUGUAUCCCAUCAUACCCAGGUCCCAUACCCAUCAUUGUAUCCCAUCAUACCCAGGUCCCAUACCCAUCAUUGUAUCCCAUCAUACCCAGGUCCCAUACCCAUCAUUGUAUCCCAUCAUACCCAGGUCCCAUACCCAUCAUUGUAUCCCAUCAUACCCAGGUCCCAUACCCAUCAUUGUAUCCCAUCAUACCCAGGUCCCAUAAACAUCAUUGUAUCCCAUCAUACCCAGGUCCCAUACCCAUCAUUGUAUCCCAUCAUACCCAGGUCCCAUACCCAUCAUUGUAUCCCAUCAUACCCAGGUCCCAUACCCAUCAUUGUAUCCCAUCAUACCCAGGUCCCAUACCCAUCAUUGUAUCCCAUCAUACCCAGGUCCCAUACCCAUCAUUGUAUCCCAUCAUACCCAGGUCCCAUACCCAUCAUUGUAUCCCAUCAUACCCAGGUCCCAUACCCAUCAUUGUAUCCCAUCAUACCCAGGUCCCAUACCCAUCAUUGUAUCCCAUCAUACCCAGGUCCCAUACCCAUCAUUGUAUCCCAUCAUACCCAGGUCCCAUAAACAUCAUUGUAUCCCAUCAUACCCAGGUCCCAUAAACAUCAUUGUAUCCCAUCAUACCCAGGUCCCAUACCCAUCAUUGUAUCCCAUCAUACCCAGGUCCCAUACCCAUCAUUGUAUCCCAUCAUAUCCAGGUCCCAUAAACAUCAUUGUAUCCCAUCAUACCCAGGUCCCAUACCCAUCAUUGAUGGAUUUAUAAACACUGCGUCUUUCCCUUGGCCUUGAUUCAAAUGUGGGUGUGUUCCCUUGACUCAAAUGUGUGGUUGAUAUUUUAAAGCUCCUACUGUUAUUUUCAAUUUGUUAUUUAUCUCAGCUUUUUCAGGGACCUGAAAGCUCUCGAGGGCCUGCCCCGUUUGAAACUGUAAUUAUGCAAUAUGGCCACAAGAUGACACUACACUUCUUCAAAGGUUUUGCUCUCUACAUUUGCUUUAUUGUCGUAGUGGUUCUGUUUAUUUAUUAUGUUGUUGUUUUUUAUAUGCUGUAAUGGUCUCCAAAGAAAUUGUCAUCAGUGUUCUAACCUAUUAAAAAUAGGGUACUGGGUGGUAUCUUGCCCCCUGGGGGUAACUUCCCCCACCCCCUGUAAUUCACAUUAA
Molecule: messenger RNA, 7165 nt
Organism: Oncorhynchus keta (chum salmon)
Lineage: Eukaryota; Metazoa; Chordata; Actinopteri; Salmoniformes; Salmonidae
Exons: 8
Coding region: 152-1492 (446 amino acids)
Source: RefSeq, a predicted model, not a curated record